AUGCCGGGGUCGGCCUCCCCCCCCCUCCAGGGCCGGGCCCGGGGUUUCCUGGCCUCGGUGCAGUCCCUGCGCCCCGGCCCCACACGAGCGCAGGCCGAGGAAGCUGCCGCGAAGCAGGCCGCGCUGAAGGCCGACCUGGCGCGCCAGGUCCAGGAGAAGCGGGCCGCGGAUGCGGCACGCCGCGCGGAGCAGCGCGCGCAGGAGGAACGCGAGGAGGCCGAGAUCCAAGCCUACCACCAGCGGCUGGCCGUGCGCGACGACGGCCCGGGGUUUCCAAUGGCGGCUGGGGCUCCGGGUCGCGAAGCCGCAGCAGGGCGCGGCACGAGGCUCAUGGCAGCGGGGUCGAGCGUGAGGCGUGACCGCGAGCCGCUGGGCGAAGGUCUGGACUCGGUGUCCCCCUCCCUGGCGGCGCUGCUGUCGGGCAUCCAGGAGCAGCAGCGCAGCCUGCAGGAGGGGCUGGCGGGCCAAGCGGCCAGCAUGGAUCGCCUGGAGCUCACCCUGCUCUCGGCGCGGAGAGAGCGAGCUUGGACCAGGGAGGAGAUCGCCCGGGUCGAUACUCUGCUGCGGGAGCGCAGCCUGACCGGGUCUGGGCAGCCGCGCGACGCCGCCAGCCUAGCCCAGUUCACCAAGGCUCCACCCAGGCAGUCGGGCUUCAACCUGGAUGCGGGCAGGGACUUCGGCAACCCGGUGGGGUGCGCCAGUCAGGGGGCACUGGAGGCCGUGCCCCUUUCAGGCAAGCGCCACGACUGA
Molecule: messenger RNA, 750 nt
Organism: Auxenochlorella protothecoides
Lineage: Eukaryota; Viridiplantae; Chlorophyta; Trebouxiophyceae; Chlorellales; Chlorellaceae
Exons: 4
Coding region: 1-750 (249 amino acids)
Source: RefSeq, a predicted model, not a curated record